AUGCAGUUACAGGAGGAAACAGAAGGACACCCAGGUCGCUGUUCAUGGCCGUGGAUGGCUGUGGAUGCGCCAGGACAUGCGGGGUCCUUUAAGCAAAAGUACAGCUUACCAGGAAGGCGCCAAAUCCGGCCCGCUUAGCGUCCUCACGCAUUUCGAGCAUCGCCUUUGCCAUCUUCGCAACGAGGGUUGUAUCCUGCCAGUUGGGGAUUUCACUUGGCUCCCAGAUGU
Ectocarpus sp. CCAP 1310/34 is the source of this 228-nucleotide messenger RNA. NCBI's taxonomy places the organism in Eukaryota, Phaeophyceae, Ectocarpales, Ectocarpaceae. The record is from the annotation of a GenBank genome assembly.